AAAGAGUUGUAAACACAAUGAUACAUAGUGUUUAAUACUAAAGUAUGGUUCAGAAACGCUAUUGUAUUAUUUACUAUAAAUUACUGUACUAUUUUCUCAUGUGCGUAUCUACGGAGAUGGAGGACGGAGUGAACUAAUGACUAAGCAGACCAAUUAACAUUUGAGUCACUUCGCAUCAUUAAUUCCUCAUCCUAAUGAGGGCCUCAUAGAGAGAGCAAGACACAGAAACAGCGUCUUCUCCAAAUUGCAAGUGACACCUGAAGGCCCACUAGUGCACAAUGCGAUCAUCACCCUUCGAUAAUGAACACCCUAACAGUUCAUUAGCCCCCCCACACUUAAUUAAUAACACUUUCUCCCGUCAAACACGAAGAUAGUCCUGUUCCAACUGAUCCACUUUACCCAAUGUAGCCUAUUAUUGGAAAUGAGACAGAAUUGAUAAGGCUUCUGCUGAAGAAGUAACACCUUUGGGUUGACCUUAUCAAACGCCUUUCCUACUGAGUCCCGGAUCAACAAAAUGUCUCCUCAGCCUUUGCCCUUCUACACCCACACAGCGACACGACCACCUCCAUUGCCUCCAUUUUCGCCAGUCGACCCCAGGAUGCCAAAUUUGGUGCUUAUAAAAGCCUGUAAUGCCCACAUCACUUCAAACGCCAGUGUUUUGCAGAGCUGAAAGGAUGUUCUCCAGGUUACAGGUGGUGGUUGUGACUCUGUGGGUCUCUUUGCUGCUGUGCAGAGUCAGUUCAGCACCCAGAGGAGACCUGCUGUUCCAGCUGUUACGCUCACAAGUGGACCCCAAGGAGAAUGAGCUUCAGGAUCUCUCUCGUCUCCUCCUCCUGAAGCAGCUCUCUGAAUCGGUGACUCCUGAAGAGAAAGAUGCUCUUGACAGCAUUGAUGAACUGGACGUUCGUAAUGAAGUGGUUCGCCAGAUUCCAGUCUCCCAGCGAGAGCGGAAAGCAGGCUGCCGAAAUUUCUACUGGAAGACCUUCACGUCCUGUUAAUUCAACAUCUGAAUAGGAUAGAUCACCCAAAAAUUUAAAUUUACUCACCAUCACCUCAAAUGAAGUUUCUGCUGAACACAAAAAGUAGAUAUUUUUAAGCAAGUUGGAAAGCGGUAACCAUUGACUUCCAUCUUCUUUGAAAGUCAACAGUUACCCAUUUCCAACAUUUUCCAAAUAUCUUCUCUUGUGUCCAACAGAAGAAAGAAACUCAAAUAGGUUUGAAUGAGAAAAUAAUGACAGAAUUUUCAUUUUUGACAAUUGCUUUAAUCGUUCAACAAGAAUAUCUGUAUUGGCAUUAAUAUUAGAGCAGUGUUUCUUAACCACGUUCCUGGAGGACCACCAUCACUGCACAUUUUCCAGGUCUCCUUAACCAAAAACACCUGACUCAGAUCAUCAGCUUAUUAGCAGAAACUGAAA
Danio rerio (zebrafish) is the source of this 1415-nucleotide messenger RNA. NCBI's taxonomy places the organism in Eukaryota, Metazoa, Chordata, Actinopteri, Cypriniformes, Danionidae. The record is from RefSeq and is a predicted model, not a curated record.